Molecule: messenger RNA, 3634 nt
Organism: Diospyros lotus (date-plum)
Lineage: Eukaryota; Viridiplantae; Streptophyta; Magnoliopsida; Ericales; Ebenaceae
Product: mitogen-activated protein kinase kinase kinase 5
Exons: 12
Coding region: 16-2490 (824 amino acids)
Biological process (GO): protein phosphorylation
Molecular function (GO): ATP binding; protein kinase activity
Source: RefSeq, a predicted model, not a curated record
AAUAAUAAUAAUAAUAUGGGUUUCCCGUUUGGGGUGGAAAACAGUUGCUGUCGUCGUAAACAAAAGCGCGUUACAGCGAGCCAGAAAACCGAUGAAGAAGAAGAAGAAGCAGCAGCAGGAGGAGACGAGAAGAGACUCUUUUUGAGAGAUUUUUCUGAGAUCUCCAAAUUCUCGCCUCGCCUCGCCUCCUUCCCAUUCCAAUCCAAUUCCCUAUGUCUCCUCAUCCCUUCCCUUUUACGGCGGCUCUGCGCCCCACCGCCACCGCCAUUCCCGCCUAAGUACCGUUUUCCAAUGCGUUGGUGGCAAACUCCUUUCACCUCCUCUUCGUCUUCGUCCCCGUCUUCGUCCAGGCAACAUUCGGACGACGGUGGUCUCCACAAGUUCUUCUCCUUCACCGCCCGCCGAUCCUCCCGCCCCCGACGCCUCACCCGCUCCAGGCAGUUCCGCCGCCUCGGCGACCGCGACGUCGUCGUCGGCGGCUUCCCUCCAUCCUUUUGGCUUUCCCCUACCAGCCACGUGGAUUCUCCUUCACGCUCCCCUUCGAUUCCGCAGCCGCUGCCUUUGCCCGAGUUGGCCUUGCUGCUCCGCCGUGAUGCCGCCGGUGCGGCCUCCGGCAAUGUUCCGUUACCUUCGCCUAAAGAGUUCGUGGUCAAAAGUGGAGAGGAGAGAGGAAGGACCGACGGGUUGACCGGAGAUCAGAACGGAAAUGGCGGCACGCCCGGUUCAGGGUUGGGAAGUACGUUUGCUUACCAUGACUUAUGGAAAAAUAAGGAGCAAGCUGAAACUCCGAGAUCCAGUAAGGCCCCUCAAGAAUUAAAUGGCAUCAAAAGGUUUCGAGAGAAGUAUAGCAUCAAUGUACCUCUUAGUUCUCCAACCAGUCCUUACUCAAGUCCUGCAUUUAGCUGUCGAAGAAAAUCUGGGGAUGUCUUGACAUCUCACCAUACGGCCCCUCAAACAUUUGAAAUGUGGUCUGCACCAGAGAUGGCUCCUUACGAUACAAAUCUAGGUCUAGGCUUUUCCUAUCAGCUAUCCCCCAAGAAAACUGCUUUUAGUGUUGGUAGUUCACCUCUACAUAGCCCAAGACUAAGUCCUUCCCGCGGAACUAAAAGCCCUAAUGGACCCUCAUCCCCAACGGCUAAGAGGCCAUCCAUUGAGAUCCCAGUGGCAUGGCGUGACAGUAACCACAAUACUCAGGGCAAUGGCCACCCCUUGCCUCUUCCCCCCGGAUUCAACAUACCUGUUCAUCCAACUUCCGCUCCUCAAGUUACAGCUAAACCAGAUUUAAUGCCAAAAAAAUCUCAAUGGCAGAAAGGAAAGCUUAUUGGCCGUGGUACAUUUGGAAGUGUAUAUGUUGCCACCAACAGAGAAACUGGAGCUUUAUGCGCUAUGAAAGAAGUUGAAUUACUUCCUGAUGAUCCAAAAUCUGCAGAGAGUAUAAAGCAAUUAGAGCAGGAAAUUAAAGUUCUCAGCCACCUGAAGCAUCCAAACAUUGUUCAAUAUUAUGGCAGUGAAAUUAUUGAAGAUCGGUUUUACAUAUAUUUGGAAUAUGUUCAUCCUGGUUCAAUCAACAAGUAUGUCCGUGAACAUUGUGGAGCAAUUACAGAAUCUGUUGUCCGCAACUUUACUCGCCAUAUUCUCUCUGGCUUGUCUUACUUGCAUAACACUAAGACCAUACAUAGGGAUAUUAAAGGUGCCAAUUUGCUUGUUGAUGCAAAUGGGGUUGUGAAGCUUGCGGACUUUGGGAUGGCUAAACAUCUUGCUGGACCAGCAUCUACCCUUUCCUUAAAGGGUAGUCCUUACUGGAUGGCUCCUGAGCUCUUACAGUCUGUGAUGCAGAAGGAUGCUAGUCCUGAUCUUGCCCUUGCUGUUGAUAUUUGGAGUUUAGGUUGUACUAUUAUUGAAAUGCUCAAUGGGAAACCUCCGUGGAGUGAGUAUGAAGGGGCUGCAGCCAUGUUCAAGGUUUUGAGAGAGACCCCACCUAUACCUGAAAUGUUGUCAGCUGAGGGCAAGGAUUUUUUACGACGUUGUUUCUGUAGAAAUCCCGCACAGAGGCCGACAGCUAACAAGUUACUAGAACAUCCAUUUCUGAAGAACUCGCAACAUCUGGAUGUUCCAAGUUGCAUUCAGUCACUUAAUGGGAUGAAAUUGACGGAUAAAGCAGAGUCCCUGAAAGAGCGUUCUUUUCGAACACUUGAGCAUCUGGUUGUAUCUCCGCGUUCACUGAAACUUGAACAUUCAGGUCUCAGAUUUGAGCCCUUGCUGAUGUCCCCGGAUGCACAGAACGGUGGCAGGAAACAAGCCAACAAUGAGACUGGCCAACGAUCUUUCCGCAAAGCUUCAGAGCUAAUAAUGAUCACCCGGCGCCAUUCUCCUCGUUCUACUCUCGAGGCCCUUCCUAGUUUAUCUCCUCCCCGCUCGGGCGAAAGCCCGCAUCAUCCCAGCCCUUGUGCGAAUAUGCCCUGCAGUCCAGGUCGGGCAUAUAGAAGGUGAAGAAAAAGAACUAAAUUAAAGAUGGGUUAGUAUCACCAGUGCGGUGGUUCUGCAUUGAGAGGGGUAGGUUAUUUCGGUCACAUCUUUGAGUGUUGACAUCUAACGGAAGUAGAAGGCAUACUAUAUAUCUGUGUCCUGGAACAUUUCCUUGGAGCGGGGAUCUCUGUAGGAGCAGGUUUUGUACACUAUAUUUCCUGCGUAGAGUUCCAGCCAUUAUUGCUAUUGGCUAUUGCAAAGUUUGAUGUAACAUGCAAUUGCAAUAACAAAGCUCUUCCUGCGGCAUGCUUGUGCGAUUCAAGUUCCUUUCAAAUUACUUUGUGUAGAUAAUCAGAAUAUUCAGAGUUCUUAACGGAGUAGCCUAUCUGUUACAGUUAUUUUGAGAUCUCCGGUUUUCAACAGGGGCAAUGGAGUCUUUUCAGUGCUUCAGACAACACCAUUGGACCCUUUCUCUCGUUGGACUUAAUAGCAUUAUUAUCCUUGAAAUCAUAAUAAUAAUAAUAACAAUAAAUUACUAAAGAAAGAAGAAAGAAUAAAGAAUAAAGAGAGUAACAAUUAACAAAUUAAAUAACGGAAAGUGGAAUGGCCGUUCUGACGCUGUCGUCUUCCUGAGCCCAAAGUUUCACGUGUCUCCCUCUCUGUCCCCCAUUAUCAUUCUUCUUCCUCCGUCCACUUAAUUUCUGCCCCACCAAGCACACACGCAGAGAGAGAGAGAGAGAGAGAGAGAGAGAUGGAGCCGCCUCCUGCGCAAGCCAUAGACACUUCCAGUCGGAGUAGUGUUUACCAGACGCAGGAAGAUCCCCAGGACAAAAUCGUCGACCAAUGUUCAGGUUUUUCGUGAGAAUUUUCGUUAACGUCUCAAGUGCUUCGGUGAUGGGUGGUGUUGUGUUGCAGUUGCUCUUGCUGCUUUGUCUGCACGGACAGCUGUUUUGAGUAUUUGUGUUGCUACUAGCAGGACACUGAUCAAUCUCCUGUUGUUAUUAGAGAAUCAGUAGUAUUAAUUUCUGAGUCAUAUUGGCUCAGAAACUAGCCAGUAGGAGUUUGGACUAUGCGAUGAGCUGCUUUGAACUCUCAAAUUCAUUUUAAAUGGGACCAACUAUUAUAUGAAAUUAUGAAUAAUCUACUGCUCUUCUUCAUAAACUUUCUA